This is a messenger RNA of Pelodiscus sinensis (Chinese soft-shelled turtle), 2557 nucleotides long. RefSeq names its product pleckstrin 2 (gene PLEK2). The record is from RefSeq and is a predicted model, not a curated record. NCBI's taxonomy places the organism in Eukaryota, Metazoa, Chordata, Testudines, Trionychidae. Gene Ontology annotation, cellular component: plasma membrane. Gene Ontology annotation, biological process: actin cytoskeleton organization; intracellular signal transduction.
AAAGUGCUACAUAGUCCUGUAUUUUGUUGAAACUUCAGUAGAUGUCAUGCUUUUUGAGCAGGGGAGAUGGGUUUGAGUCACAGCACUACUAACUAGCAGGUCAUUAAUUAAGUUGCUUAAAAUUGGAUUUGGAAGCCUAACUUUAGGUAGCCAAUUUUGAUAGUUUUGGCCUAUGUCUUUAGAGGUCACUCUAAGCCUAAAAUAUGGCAAGAAUAUCUUGUCCUUUAAGGUAUCCAGUUGUUCAGGAUCCCUACAGUUAUUUGCACUGCUGAUCCCAGGAAAUGAGAGAAACCAGAAGUGAGAGACAAUAUCUUUAAUUGAUGUUAGUCUAGAAAAAGAUAUUACUUCAAUCCAUCAGUCUCUCGUAAUCCUAUAUCUCUUUGUGAGGAGAAAAUUUAUACCACAUACUGAACACUCUGGACUCUUGAUAGAUUGAAUAUUUUAUCUUUUACACCUCUCCUUCCCAACUCUCUGCCCACAGAAUGGCUAUUUCAUAUCAUUUUGUGGCUGAGUCACCAUUUGGGUGCGUCUCUACCAUAGGGAGUUCUAUGUAAUCAGCACUGCAAUCUUUUUGAACUUUCACUGCUCUGCAUGUCCCUGAGGGCAGGUGUUGUGCCAACUCAAUGUUUAACUAUUGUGUCACAAGCAUAAUUAGAAGGGAAGGGAAAGGCAGGGCAGGAAAGGGAGGAGAAAUCAGUCCUCUUUAAAAACGUCAUGCAGAGGGAAAGGCUGGAACUUCUUAAUUGCUUCCCAACGCACGCGCACACAGAGGCUUCCUACAUGGCUACCAGGACUCAGGAUAUGAGUGGAGUAUUAAAGGAGGGAUUCCUCAUUAAACGGGGGCAUAUUGUCCAUAAUUGGAAAGCAAGAUGGUUUGUUCUGCUACAGGACAAGCUGCUGUAUUAUAAACUUAAUGGAGGCAGGAAGGAGCAUUCUCCUAAGGGCAGGAUAAUUUUGGAUGGUUGCGUUAUCACUUGCCCAUGCCUGGAAUAUGAGAACAGACAGCUAGUCAUUAAGCUGAAGACAAAAACCAACACAGAAUAUUUCCUUGAAUCUUGCUCCAGAGAAGAGCGGGACUCUUGGGUUGCUGGCCACCCAGCCCAGGCACAGCAGCUUCACAGAAUGAAAAAUUCCUUCAAACUUCCCUCAAACAUCAGCCUCAACCACAUAGUGGACAAAAUGCAUGACAACAGUAAUGGAAUUAAACUGACCCCCAACACGGAACAAGGCAACACAUACAAAGAAAGCUUUACAGGUUCUGCACUGGUGGACUGGCUGAUCUCCAGUAAUUUUGUUGCCUCUCGAUAUGAGGCUGGGACACUGUCUUCCAUGCUGAUAGAUGAAAACUUCAUCAAGCCUGUUGGAGCCCGGAGCACUGAAGCCAUGCGCAAUGGUGAUCUGUCUGAGCAGUUCCUAGAUGACUCCACAGCACUGUACAUGUUUGCUGAAAGCUCCAAGAGGAAACUCAGCUCCAAGGAAGAACUGAGCCUUCACAUCCUUGAAUUAAGUGGAACAAUUAUAAAACAAGGAUAUUUAGUAAAACAGGGACACAAGAGGAAAAACUGGAAGGUGAGGCGCUUUGUUCUGAGGGCUGACCCUGCUUUCCUGCACUACUAUGAUCCAACAAAGGAAGAAAACAGACCAGUCGGUGGGUUUUCUCUCCGUGGCUGCCUUGUCUCAGCUCUGGAAGAUAAUGGAGUCCCAUCUGGGGUGAAGGGAAAUGUGCAAGGAAACCUCUUCAAAAUCAUAACUAAAAAUGACAUUCAUUACUACAUCCAGGCCAGCUCGAAGGCAGAGCGAGCACAGUGGAUUGAGGCCAUCAAGCGGCUGACAUGAGCAAGACGGACUCUAUACCCAAGAUAGGGAUUAGGUGAAUAAUUGACAUUCAUGAGCAAACUUGCUGCUGUCUUUGCUAGGAGUGUUGACUCUGGGAUGGCUGAUCCAUGAGAUGGAAGAGCAAAUCUUUUCAUCCAAUUUACAUCUGGCAGAUCAGUAUCAUGCUUCACCCUAAAGCAGAAAAGCCUUACUGGUUCCCCUCUUGCUAGGACACUCGGACAUUCCAGUAUCCCAUGCCUACUGCAGUCACAGUGACUGAACCAAGGACUGUGGGUUGGGCUAGAACCAGCACAAGCACUCAUUUCUGAGGCCACCUCAUUUCACAUAAUGCUAUGGAGUCUUUUGCUUGGUUGCACUCUGGUUGCCUCAGGGAAUACCACACUGGAACAAACCAGUAUACCUGCUGCAUUAUCCAACUGCCUGCAGUGCUGGAAAAAAACAUUGUGCUGUAGGAACAUAAGAUCAUACCCAUAGUUCAUCUACUCAAGUAUCUGAUCUCUGGAAGUGGCCAGUGCUACAUUUACCAGGAGAAGAAGAGAACCCCACAAUCCACUUGAGCAGCUAUGUAACAAUACAUGGUAAAGGGGAGCUUUCCUCGCUGAACCCAAUUGGAGAUCAGUUUAUGUGAUUCACCAAAGGACUGAUUAACUAAUACAGUAAUUUAAUCCUACUUACUAUUGUUUCUACUUCAAACCAUUAAAUUUUGCAUUUUUUUAGUAAA